GACAACUUGCCAUAUGCCUUUUGAUUAUCUGCAAUCUUUGACUUUUGUCAACAAAUUAAUAUUUUAUAGGAUAGAUAGAAGUCAGAUUCUUAUGACAAUUAAGUAGCAAAAUUUCAAUUGAAAUAUUAAAGUAUAAUGGUUAUUCUGGAAUUACGUGACCAGCCAGCUUUGAUUCAGGCUAUUUUUGCUGGAGAUUUGGCAGCAACUGAAGCAAUAUUAAGAAGCAAUGAAGAAGUCAAUUUACUGGAUGCAGAGAAACGUACAGCACUUCAUGCAGCUGCUUUCAAAGCUGAUGCAGGUAUAACUGCUGCCUUAUUACAGGCAGGUGCCAGAGUCAAUGCGAAAGAUGCUAAAUGGGUGACUCCUCUCCAUAGAGCUUGCUCUAUAAAUGCUGACAAAGUUGUAGCUUUACUUUUAAAUGCCAGUGCAGAUGCCGGGGCUAGAGAUCGACUUUGGCAGACACCAUUACAUGUUGCUGCUGCUAAUAAUGCAUAUGAGUGUGUUGAACUUUUGGCAGACCAUAUUCCUAACAUAGAUGUAACUGACAGAUCUGGCAAGACAGCUUUGCAUCAUGCAGCCCAUAAUGGACAUACUUACAUAGUAGAUUUGUUGAUUUCCAAGGGAUCUUCAGUGAAUGCUUCAGAUAAAAAAUAUUUUAGGCCUCUACAUUUUGCUGCUCAAAUGGGACAUUGUAAAACUAUCGAUUUUCUGAUAAAAUGUGGGGCAGAUAUUAAUGCCAGUGAUUGUAAUCAGUGUACCCCUUUGCAUGUAGCAGCAGCUAAUGGUAAUGAUAGUGUGUGUAGGGUUCUUCUGAAUGCUGGGGCAGACAAGGAUGCUCAGAACACCUAUGGAAACACACCUUUACAUAUAGCUUGCCUGAAUGGUCAACAGUUGGUGUGUCAGGAUCUUGUUAAUGCAGGAGCCGAUCCUGAGGCUGUGAAUUUCCAAGGACAAACUCCCUUGCAUAUAUCAGCAGCUAGUGCACACGGAGCAGAAUGUAUGAUGUACCUUUUGUCUCAAAAAGUUGAUGUGAACAAAAGAAGUUUAGAUGGUAGAACUCCACUCCAUAUGACAGCAAUACAUGGUAAAUUUACCAGGAGCACAUCAUUGAUUGAUCAUGGUGCUAUUAUAGACUGUACAGACAAAAAUGGGUGCACCCCUUUACACAUAACUGCGCAGUACGGCCAUGAUCUUCUUGCCACAACUUUGAUGUCUUUCGGGGCUGAUCCUUCAUUUAAAGGAUAUGAGGGAAGGACUCCUCUACAUAUGUGCUGUCUGUCCGGCAAUGUCGAAUGCUGUAGGAAAUUUCUAAUAGCGGGUGUCGAUUUGAAUGCGGUGGACAAUACUGGAAAGACACCAAUUCAUUAUGCUGCCUAUAAAGGUUCGUUUGAGUGCAUCGAUCUUCUGGUGAGUAAUGGAGCGAAGUUCUGCGAAAAAGACGACAUUGGUCGUGUUCCUUUGCACUAUGCAGCGGCUCAGGGUCAUUACCAGUGUGUCUUCACUCUUGUUGGCAUCGGAACGCCUCUCAAUGUUGAAGAUAAUCAGGGUUGUACUCCUCUACACUUAGCGGCUGGAUAUGAUUUGGAGAGCAAAUGCGUGGAAUACUUUUUGGAACAUAAAGCCGACCCGUUGAGUAGGGACAAAAAAGGUUUCACUCCUCUUCAUUAUGCUGCUGCAGGUAAUAAUACAAGUGCAGGCCUACUGGUGUUGUCCUCGUUCAAUUAUAAAUGUUCAGUCGAAAAGCUAUCGACUACAUUGGUCACGCCCCUUCAUUUAGCUGCCAAAGUUGGAAAUUAUAAAAUUUUAAAAAAGCUCAUUGAAGAUGGUGCCGAUGUUAAUGCUCAAGAGGAACAAGGAAUCACACCGUUGAUGUUGGCAGCCCGAGAAGGACAACUAGAAUGUGCAAUUACCUUAGUCGAAGCCGGCGCUUCGGUUACAAUCUGUGAUAAAAUUAACAAUAUGACUGCGGUACAUUAUUGUGCCAGAAACGGAUACCACGAGUGCCUUCAGGAAAUGUUACAGACGGAAAGAGGUAAAGAAAGCAUCGAAAUGACCGACAGCUUACAAAGGACCCCUCUGAUGCUUGCGGUUUCUUCGAACCACGUUGAAUGCGUUAAAGUUUUGUUAAAUUAUUCGAUGGAUGUGGAAAAAACGGUGAAUAUGGUGGAUAAUGACUCCCACUCUAGUCUCGUCAGAGCGGUUGCUUUAGGCCACAGCAAAAUAGUGCAGCUUCUUUUAACCCAAAAAGCUAAAGCUAAUAUAGUUGAUGUGAACGGAAAGAGUGUCAUUCAUCUCGCUGCCGCUUGUGGUCAUUUAACCUGUUUACAAAUUCUUGUUGAUUAUUUAGAACCACACGAAGCUGCCGCAAUGGACAGACAAGAGUGUACGGCUUUACAUUGGGCUUGUUAUAGAGGUAAUGCCAGCUGCGUUGAUUUCCUUCUGAAAAAGGGUAUAUUCGAAACGUUGUCGGGGAAUAAAUUCUCCGCCGUACAUUGCGCCUGUUACUCAGGAUCAGUUCAGUGCCUUGAAUUAUUGCUGAGAUAUUUUGGAAAGGAUAUUGUGAAUUUACAGGAUAGUCGAAAGAGAUAUCCUUUACAUAUUUGUGCCUUACACGGGCAUACCGAAACUGCUAAACUGUUACUGGACCAAGGGGCAACCUUGGACGUUUUGGAUGAAGACGAAAGGACCCCCUUCACGUCCGCCGCGCAGUUCGGCCAGAAUGAAAUCAUCGAAUUAUUUUUGAAAUUCGAUGUCGACAAAACGCAUCAAGACAAACACGGUAACACUGCACUUCACUGGGCCUGCCUUAUGAAACACACCUCGACGGCCGUUCUUCUGCUGAAAGACAUGAAGGAUUAUAACGUUAUACACAGCAUCAAUAAAGAGAAUAAAACGGCUCUUCAUCUAGCAGCUAGGAACGGACUCGUUUAUGUCACGAGGGAGUUGCUACGAAAAGGCGCCUCAGUUUAUGCGGUGGAUUCCGAGGGUCACACUCCCGCCUUAUGCUGUGCCCCCAACAAUCAAGUAGCCCAGUGCCUUGCCCUUAUUCUACUGCAUUCGACCAAUGGAGCCUCGGGAGAAAGUGAUCCUAACAAAUCCCUGAGUUCCUUCCUGCAGAUCGCCAAGCAAAAGUCCCUAAACCAACCCAAUUCCUCGAUUCCCAAGAAGAGCGUUCAAACUCAGACCGAUAAGGCUCUGCUUAAAAACUCGGACGCGUUUGCGCCCGACAAAAAUAGGUCGCGUUUCAAUCCGCCCAUUUGGUCGAAGAGGCCGAAAACCCUGACUCCUUCUAAUUCUUCUUGUCUGAAGCCGCUUUUUAAGUCUUCUUGGAAGAAGAAUCAGGGUGCAGGUUGCGAAGACGAUUGUUUUUUGAUCGAUAACAGUGAGCAAAAUGGCAAAAGUGACGGGCCAGAGAUAGAGAGCAAUAAAGGUUUGAACUUGCACAGAUCGUUUUCCGACAUGUCCAUCAGCAGUCAUAAUGGCGGUAAGAUAAACCUAGAAGAAACAUUGAAAGUACGUAAUUUGAAAGAGUUGAGUGAUCGUAAGAAGGGAUGCAGAGAAUGUUUAUUAUGGCAGAGAAGGUGUUCAGAUUGCACUUUGAGGCAUUUACUGAGACAGCAUUUGCAGGGAAAACGUUCUCCGAGGGAAUUCAAUGAGUUCCUUUCGAAAUUAUUGAACGAGAGCUCUACGGAAUACAGGCAGAAAUUACUCCGAGCUCUAGAAGCGCUAGGAAAAGGCUUCGAAAAUCCCUACAACAAAGAUUUGACCCCCGACCUGAGACAAGUGGUGCGUCUGGGUAAAAAUAAAAAAAAUCUAGGUCGAAACAGAAGAAUGCUGUGCAAGAUGGACGCCGGGAAUCUGGCCAGCAUGAUAAGGAAGACUCCUAGUGUCAAAAUAACCUUAACGCAGCCCAGGAGUUUUCAAGAAACUUGUAAGACUGCAGAAACCUCGUCCGAACAAAAACAACACAAUAUUCAGAAUGUUCCAAAGCAUUCAAAUGAUACUCAUGGUCCGGAAAUUUUGCAAAAUGAAAGAAAUGAGAGCAUUAGCAACGAACCGAUUCGGUGUAGCAAUGAAAAUGAGGCUUUACAGUAUCAAGAAUUCGUGACAGAGUUAUUGAAUGAAAACAACAAUCUCGCAGAACCUGUGUUUCGUACGGACUUCCUAAAAGAACUUCAGGGUUUAAAACUGGUUCACGACAAUGAAAAAGACUUUUUGCUAGUUGUUAAAGACCAUGUUAAAAAGCUGUUGAAUGAAGGUAAAUCCUCGGAAAUGUACAAGUGCGAACGUUUUCUCACAGAUGACGAUGUAUUCAAGCACAUUGAAAAUUUGAUGAAAACAAUGCAGCCUCUGGGUGGACUCAAAAACGCAAAGGAAGCGGACAUGGGGAAUGUUGAGGAACUGACCAAUAUUGAGAGGGAAAGCUCCGAGGAGGAUAUUGAAAAUAUUGAAUCUGAAUUAUGCCCGUUGAUUAUUGACAAAUCAGAACUGGAAUUAACGAAGGAAGAAGUCGAAGAUGAAAUUUGUUGUACCGAACAUGGAGAUUUGAUCGAAGAUUAUAUUCUACCCCCUAUUAAAGUCAACAACUGUUCUAAUGAUCCCUUGAGCGGUUGCAUAAGUGUGAUACCGGUGCAAUUCAUCAUAGACGAAAAAAAUGAAGAAUUGAAAGCGACCAGAAUUUACAUGAUAGAUAAGGAUUCAGGAAUCAGAUUUCCAGAAAGUGCUCAUCGUUCUGGAGAAACAUUGGACGUCUUUUUCAUGACUGAAGAAAAUGGUCUCACAGAUCCUUCAUUGACUCCUUCAAAAUCGAAACUGAAGCCUAAAAAAGACUUUACAUAUUCAUUUCAACAUCAUGUAUAUAAUAAAGAAAUAUACACAGUGGGCAAUCAAAGUGAUACGUUCACAUCAAAAGCAGGAAGUCAAAAUGAAAGUCAACACAGGGAAGCAUCUAAUGAGAACUCAGAAUUUAGCGAUAACGAAUUUUAUUAGUAUUGUUAAGACAUUAUUAGAUCGUCUUCCAAACAUGGUGCUCAGAAAUGUAAGCUGUUGAAACUUACUAACAACAUCCGAAAUCGUUGAAUCUCUUUAGUCAAUUUGAUUCGAUGGAACAAAACUCUAAUUUAAUCUCAUAUAUUGUAGAACUAAUUUUUUCCGAAUGGAAUUUUAUGAAAAUGGUGUGUUUUAAUUUGCUAUACAAAAUUUUUUGUGUACAUCAUAUACUACUUAUUGAUCAUAAAAAAAAUGUGUUCAAGAAUUGAAAACCAGAAUGAGUUUUUACAAGCAUUCUGAGUUUUAUGUCCUGUGUAUAAAAUUGCUUUUUAUAAAUACUUUUACUAAUGAAUUUAUCAAAGAUUGUAAAUAUUGGACGUCAGCUUUUUCUGAAUAUAAAAAUAUCCAAAA
This is a messenger RNA of Coccinella septempunctata (seven-spotted ladybird), 5400 nucleotides long. RefSeq names its product serine/threonine-protein phosphatase 6 regulatory ankyrin repeat subunit A-like. Gene Ontology annotation, molecular function: protein binding. Gene Ontology annotation, cellular component: cytoplasm. The transcript is spliced from 25 exons. The record is from RefSeq and is a predicted model, not a curated record. NCBI's taxonomy places the organism in Eukaryota, Metazoa, Arthropoda, Insecta, Coleoptera, Coccinellidae. The coding region runs from base 136 to 4989 and encodes 1617 amino acids.